AUGAGGAAUGAGACGGACCGGCUUUCAUUGCUGGCAAUCAAGGGCAAAAUAAUUGAGGAUCCACUGCAUGCUUUGAGCUCCUGGAAUGAUUCCAUCCACUUCUGCCAAUGGCAGGGCGUUAUGUGUGGCCGCAGGCAUCAGAGGGUCACUGCCUUGGACUUACAGUCCCGGGAACUGGUGGGAUCAAUAUCACCACACCUCGGGAAUUUAAUCUUUCUGAGGGAAUUACUACUUCAGAACAAUAGCUUUGGCAAUGAAAUUCCGCCGGAAAUUGGUUGUUUGCCAAGGCUGCAGAUUUUGCGGCUGAACAACAAUUCAAUUGGUGGCCGAAUUCCAGUAAAUAUAUCUCGUUGCACUAACCUCAUUGAAAUCGAUUUUUCUUACAAUGGGCUGGUAGGAGAAGUUCCUGUGGACCUCGAAUCCUUGUCGAAGCUCGUGAUAGUAAUUAUAGAGGCCAACAAUCUUACAGGGAGUAUAUCUCCUUUCGCGAAUUUGUCAUCUCUUCGUGGACUGUCUUUGUUUGAUAAAAAAUUUCAUGGCAGCAUUCCUGAUGGUUUUGAUCGGCCGAAGAAUCUUCAGGAGCUCGGACUCAGCAUGAACAUGUCGUCUGGCGCCAUUCCUCCUUCGCUUUUCAACCACUCUUCUCUCACAAUGUUUGAUGUCUCUACUAACCAAAUACAGGGAAGUCUUCCCUGGGACUUGGGCAUCACUCUUCCCAAUAUUGAAUCCUUCAGCAUUGUUUUUAACCAAUAUACAGGAUCAAUUCCGGUUUCAAUAUCGAAUGCAUCUAAACUCCAUGACCUAGAAAUGCCUCAAAACAACCUUACUGGAAAGGUUCCUAAUUUAGCAAGGCUGCAAAACCUCGAGUGGCUAAGCAUUUUCGACAAUCAGCUUGAAUCCGAGGAAGAUGAUGACUUGAACUUUAUAUCUUCUUUGAUCAAUGCCACCAAUUUACAGUUUUUGGCCGUGAAUUAUAACAUGUUUUACAUCAAGUUUCCAGAAUUCAUCGGGAUUGUAAAUCUUGUUGGCUUGCAGAGUUUGGAAAUGCAGGUUAACCAACUCACUAGUACUAUUCCAAGUGAGAUUGGAAAGCUUCAAAAUCUACACAAAUUGUAUCUCACCGACAAUUCAUUGUCUAAUAACAUUCCAUCUUCCCUAGGAAAUUUGAGUUUGUUAAGUGAACUUGCUUUAGGAAUCAAUAAAUUUCAGGGAAACGUUCCUCAAAGUCUAGGGAAUUGCAACAAUUUGCAAUUGUUGCAUCUUUCUCAAAACAACCUUAAUGGUACAAUACCAUGA
This is a messenger RNA of Camellia sinensis, 1296 nucleotides long. Lineage: Eukaryota; Viridiplantae; Streptophyta; Magnoliopsida; Ericales; Theaceae. The record is from RefSeq and is a predicted model, not a curated record.